Messenger RNA from Didymodactylos carnosus, 681 nucleotides. The record is from the annotation of a GenBank genome assembly. NCBI's taxonomy places the organism in Eukaryota, Metazoa, Rotifera, Eurotatoria, Philodinida, Philodinidae.
AUGAUGGACGAAAUAACGCAAAAUAAUGUUAAUCAUCGUCGUAUUCGAAAUAUGAAACGUCAUUUUAAUCAAAUAUUAGCACACUUACAAAUUGAAGCAGAAACUACUUGUCUAUUAAAUGUUGCUCCACUCGAAAUUUCAUUAAAUACUCAAUUAUCAUUGUCUCAUUCGAGAGGUUCGUGUCCUCUAUCAUCUCAUUCAAAUACAAAUCCCAUACUUCAUUCAACAAGCUAUAGCUCAAAAGGAUGGCAUAGUAAACAAUCAUCACCACCAAUUAUGGAUCAUAAACGAAGGAAACGUUUUCAUCGUCAAUAUCAUCAUGAAAUAAAAUCGCAUAAAAAGAGUAAAUCAAGAUUAAAAACUGUUAUCGAUAAACAAACAAAUCAACAAUCAUCCAAUGAAAUGUGUUUUUUAGCUGCAAUAACCAGUACACCAAAAAAAAACAAGUGUCGUAUACCAAAAACAUCCACACCUCGAUGUCAACAUUUACGAUCUAUAUCCCUAACAAAACUACUGUAUAAAGUAGAUAGUCAAAAGAAACUAUAUGUUGAAACUCGACCAAGACGUCAUAUUUCAAAACAACAUGCUAUUCAUCAAAACAAUAUUUUUCCCGUUUGUGACAACGAGAAAAAUCGGACAAAACCUUUAAAAUUUUCUAAUCAUAACAGAUGGAUUGUGUAA